Biomphalaria glabrata is the source of this 676-nucleotide messenger RNA. RefSeq names its product BPTI/Kunitz domain-containing protein 4-like. The record is from RefSeq and is a predicted model, not a curated record. The transcript is spliced from 3 exons. Bases 90 to 470 code for a protein of 126 amino acids. NCBI's taxonomy places the organism in Eukaryota, Metazoa, Mollusca, Gastropoda, Planorbidae. Gene Ontology annotation, molecular function: serine-type endopeptidase inhibitor activity.
CCAUUUGACAAUUAAGAUAAACAAAUAGUAAUUGUUUUAGAAUUAUUGAAAAAAAAAUCAACACACAAACAGAAAUCACAAAAUCCAAAAUGAUUUCUAAAGCGAUUCUCUUAUUUACAUCUACUUUGAUUAUUUCUCCAGCUCUGUCCAGGGUUUUUCCUGUCAACCUUGACAAUUGCCCACCACCUCCUCCAUGUGCGGCCCCACCACUUGACUGCCACUAUGUGCCUGAUGCCAACGGUUGUCCAGGCUGUAAUAUGGUUUGUGCCAGGGCUGCUUGUCCCCCUGUCUGUGCCAUCUUCUGCCAAUACGGAAAUGUCCUAGACUCCAACGGAUGUCCAACCUGCACCUGUAACUCCGCUCCGGAGAAAGCCGUCACUCAGGAUCCCCCGUUCCUGGAAUGUCACAUGUGGAUGAAGUGCGCCCAGGGCGUGUGUCCGUACACCUGCGCAUGUCAACCUAACUGCUGAGCUGGCAUCACGUGACCAAAGAACACAGACACACACAGACUUCAUUAGACGUUCUCUCCGUAAUUUCGUUUUUUCUCAAAGGACUUUCGUCCCGAGAGAGAGCUGGUCAAAUAGUGAAGAUCAUAAAAGUGUGUUUGCAUAUCAUACAUAGUGUGAAAUAUGGUUCCUGAUUAAAGCAAAAUCAAAUAAAUGCUAUUCUAAAAUAA